GGCAGUGGAGGAGACUUUUGUCUCUAGUAGCAACAUAGGCCUUGGGGUGGAAAAAAAAGGAGAAGAAAAAUAAAUGAUUGGGUGUUUGGAAACACAAAACCGCAGAAUGUGGACACUGGAGCAGAGCUAUCGUGAUUUUAUGGCUGUGUCGCUUAACGGUCGUCUUCUGGUGUUUUUCUGAAGUUUUAAUGACACGCUGAUACCGGCUUCGUCACAUUCAGAAGUAAAACGAAAAGAUAAAAAUAAAAGAAGAAAAGUAUACUCUGCCAACCUGACGGAAUUCCACAGUCCAAAGUUUAAACUGUUAGACGGCGUUUGCGUUUCCUCAGAAUGAACGUGCCGAAAAGCGGUUAUCGCGUUUUCUCUGCCAACUCCACUGCGGCAUGCACCGAGCUUGCGAAGAAGAUUACAGAGCGUCUUGGCGUGGAGUUGGGCAAGUCUGUUGUUUACCAGGAGGCGAACAGAGAGACUAGAGUUGAUGUCAAAGAGUCUGUUCGAGGCCAAACAAUCUUUAUCAUCCAAACCAUUCCCAAAGAUGUUAACACAGCGAUCAUGGAGCUGCUAGUCAUGGCCUAUGCACUCAAGACCUCCUGCGCCAAAAACAUUAUCGGAGUCAUCCCUUAUUUUCCGUAUAGCAAACAGUGCAAGAUGAGGAAGAGGGGAUCCAUAGUGUGCAAACUGUUGGCAUCCAUGUUUGCCAAAGCAGGUUUGACACACAUCAUCACUAUGGACCUGCAUCAGAAGGAGAUCCAGGGUUUCUUCAAUUUCCCUGUGGAUAACCUGCGUGCUUCUCCGUUCCUUCUACAGUAUAUUCAAGAAGAGAUCCCUGAUUACAGAAAUGCCAUUAUUGUUGCAAAGUCUCCAUCUGCUGCAAAAAGGGCUCAGUCAUAUGCGGAGCGGCUGCGUCUGGGCCUGGCUGUUAUUCAUGGGGAAGCUCAGUGUUCUGAAUCAGACAUGGCAGACGGACGACACUCUCCUCCAUGCGUGCGCAACACUACAGGCCACCCAGGCCUUGAGCUUCCAUUAAUGAUGGCCAAGGAGAAACCACCCAUUACAGUGGUGGGAGAUGUUGGAGGACGCAUCGCCAUCAUUGUUGAUGACAUCAUUGAUGAUGUGGAAGACUUUGUGGCAUCAGCAGAGAUCCUGAAGGAGAGAGGAGCCUAUAAGAUCUACAUCAUGGCCACCCAUGGCCUGCUGUCAGCUGAUGCUCCACGUCUCAUUGAGGAGUCUGCCAUAGACGAGGUGGUGGUGACAAACACCGUCCCACAUGAGGUGCAGAAGCUGCAGUGCCCGAAGAUCAAGACAGUGGAUGUGAGCAUGAUCCUGGCCGAGGCCAUCCGCCGCAUCCACAAUGGCGAAUCCAUGGCCUACCUGUUCCGCAACAUCACUGUAGAUGAUUAGGUUUAACUGACCUCACUGUGGAAGGGAAGUCUUUACAAAGAAUUGAAGAGGUACUUCCUCCUCUUCUGCAUGUGCUAGGAGUGCCAGGUUUUCUAAAAAUUAUUAUUUAAACCAGUAAUAUUAGCUCAUUUAAAUAUAUACGAAAUAAACUGUUUGAGGCCAGGAUAAAUGUAUUAGGAUUGAAAUUUUAGGAUCUGACAGUUACAGUAUGAAGGCAGUCUCUUUUACACUUCUGCACUACAGUAAGCUAUGUAGCUCUAAAAGGCUGCAACAGUAACUGAUACAUAUGCAAGAGUCUUGAAUGUUGUUCUGUCACUUGCUGAAGUCAUCUGCCAAAUAAAGGCAUUUGAUCAAGAUUGGUUUGCGUACAGUAAAUGUAUCGUUUGUGAGUAUUUCAGAAAGCGCUUUAAUAAAAUUGUCCAACAUUAGUGCUCGAGCCAAUACAGUAUGACCUAAAACUAUAGAGCUUAUCGAUAAGCAUUAUGCUGAUUUGUUUAUUAAAGAGUGGUUAGGUCUUAAUUCCAAAAAUUUAAGGAACAAUCGUGCAUGUGUUUGCAUCCAAGCCAUGUGGUUUCUGUGUCAUCUCACUGUCGUGUCCCUAUACUUUGCAUUUUGCGGGGUAGAACCGUUUUCAGACUUUACCAGCGUUAUUAGUUAAUAUUGUCGUGAUCACAAUGUUGCUACAGUUCAGUUCUUUAUACUCACUUUUCACUGCGUUCUUUGCAACGUCUCAUCCGUCACUUCCACUUCCUAUUCAGAACUCAUUCCUUUUGUGUGCCACUCAGGCAGGUGGUGAGUGAGAGUUACAGCAGUUGCUUUGGCAACCAUAUUCAAAGUUAGUUCCUUGUUAUUAUUUUCUUUAUCUAUUGGUUUUCCCCAGCUCCUCUGGGCUGCAUUCGAGCUAUCCAAAAAUGGAUGAAUUUGUUUUGUGAAGUUAUGUAGCUGAAGUUGAUUUAUAACCAUAUUUUUGUAAAUAAAGAUAAUGGUUGAAUUUUUA
Molecule: messenger RNA, 2398 nt
Organism: Ictalurus furcatus (blue catfish)
Lineage: Eukaryota; Metazoa; Chordata; Actinopteri; Siluriformes; Ictaluridae
Product: phosphoribosyl pyrophosphate synthase-associated protein 1
Exons: 10
Coding region: 331-1401 (356 amino acids)
Biological process (GO): purine nucleotide biosynthetic process; 5-phosphoribose 1-diphosphate biosynthetic process
Cellular component (GO): cytoplasm; ribose phosphate diphosphokinase complex
Molecular function (GO): ribose phosphate diphosphokinase activity; magnesium ion binding
Source: RefSeq, a predicted model, not a curated record